This is a messenger RNA of Puccinia graminis f. sp. tritici CRL 75-36-700-3, 168 nucleotides long. RefSeq lists its product as uncharacterized. The transcript has a single exon. The record is from RefSeq and is a predicted model, not a curated record. Lineage: Eukaryota; Fungi; Basidiomycota; Pucciniomycetes; Pucciniales; Pucciniaceae. Bases 1 to 168 code for a protein of 55 amino acids.
AUGCGAAUGGAUACACUCGAAUCUCGAUGGCACCAUCCUAGAGGGUUCUUGUAUCAUCAGCCCUACCUACGCGGUCUUGCUCACCAGACGGGUACCCAAGGCAAUGCAGCACUCACCGCCUUUUUCGCUACAACUUACGAUUCACACAUGACAAUUGGCCACAGCUGA